Manihot esculenta (cassava) is the source of this 1477-nucleotide messenger RNA. RefSeq names its product heavy metal-associated isoprenylated plant protein 3. The transcript is spliced from 5 exons. The record is from RefSeq and is a predicted model, not a curated record. Lineage: Eukaryota; Viridiplantae; Streptophyta; Magnoliopsida; Malpighiales; Euphorbiaceae. Bases 219 to 1301 code for a protein of 360 amino acids. Gene Ontology annotation, molecular function: metal ion binding.
GAUCAUCAUCAUCAUCACCAUCAUCAUCACCAUCAUCAUUCAUAAAGGUCGCUACAUCUCCAUUAUUCAUCAUACAACCGCCUUCGCUUCUCCUUCUCUGUUUCUCUUUCUGCCUAUAAAUAAAUCUUCACUCUGUUAGUAACUCCUCUCUCUGCUUCUAACUAAUUCUUUUAGCAUAUAGUAGAAACCGCUCAUCUCUCUCAUCUCUCACAUUUGCAAUGGGCAAGAAGAAGAGCAACAGCAACAACCAAACCUCCGAGCACGACCACGACCACAACAACGAAGGCGAGAAGAAGGAGGUAGUACAAAAGAAGGAAGGCGACGACGGUGGUGGCAAGGAAGGGGGAAAGCAUCCUCCGACCGUCAUUCUCAAGAUUGAAAUGCAUUGCGAAGGCUGUGUAUCUAAGAUAAUCAAAUUAGCUCGUGGUUUGGAUGGUGUCCAAAGCGUCAAAGCAGACACUGAAUCAAGCAAGUUAACAGUGAUAGGGAUAAUAGAUCCUUCACAGAUUCGUGAGAUUCUCCAUCAAAAGACCAAGAAGAAGGUAGAACUUCUCUCUCCUCAGCCCAAGAAGGAAGAUUCUAAUGCCAAAAACAACAAAGGUGACAACAAGAAAUCCAGCGACAAGAAACCAGACGCCGAGAACAAGAAGCCAAAAGAGGCUCCGGUGACGUCGGCGGUAAUCAAGGUGGCAUUCCACUGUUUGGGAUGUAUCGAGAAGAUUCACAGGAUCGUUUCCAAGACGAAAGGUGUGCACGAGAUGACUCUAGACAAGCAGAAGGAAACGGUGACAGUGAAAGGGACCAUGGACGUUAAGGCGUUGACCGAGACUUUGAAGGACAGACUCAAAAGACCCGUUGAGAUUGUUCCUCCAAAGAAGGAGAAAGACGGAGGAGGUGGUGGCGGAGACAAGGACGGUGAGAACACCAGCGGGAAGAAGAAAAACAAGGGUGGUGGUGAUGGGCAAGAUAAAGCAGCUGCUGGUGGCGGUGGCGGUGGCGGUGCGGCGGCUAAAGUAGAAGGGAACAAAAUAGAGUAUAUGAUGCAACCGGGUUUCGGAUAUGGUCCAGGUCCUGGGUUCGGAUACGUGGGGCAGCCUCAGCCUCAGCCUCAGCAGCCUGUGCAUGUGUACGGAAGUGGGUACAUGGGUCAGGCAAUGCAGCCUAUGCCUGUUUAUGGAAACGGGUACAUGGCUCAGCCACAGCCAGUGCCCAUGUAUGAAUACGGAUAUGGACAAGUCCCGGGUUACCCUGUGCACAUGAAGUUCAAUGACGAGAACCCAAACGCCUGCUCUGUAAUGUGAAGAUGAUGAAAAAUUAGGAUAUGUAAAUACUAAAAAUAGAGUAGUGAGAAGGAGAAGGUAAAAUCAAAUUUUGGAUUAUCUAUUUUGUUUGUGUUUUCAUCUUCUAAUAUAGUUUUACUUCUAAUGUAUUGUCCUCGAGUUGAAUUUGAAUCGAGAAAUUUAACUUAUGAAUUAAA